AUGAAUCACUUCAAGCUCAUCUGGAUCAUUUUGUUAAGUUUAUUUAAACCCAUUUACGGAAAAGGAUGGCUUGAUUUUUCGCUCAAUCGCCUCUCAUGGAAAGUACAAAAGGAAAAUGGCUCAUCACUGAUUGGCACUCUCUGUGUUGGGCUACGUCGUGUAGGGAUGACGGAUCGAAGUAAAGACUGCUCACUCGCACAUCAUCAAUUCGAGAUUGAGAGUCAAAUCUUCUCUGAAACGAAAGCACACAAAGCAAAGAUCCCAUUUACCGUUCGUUGGCCGGCACAGAAAACGAUCUACGUGACAUUCACCGCGAAUACACCAAAUGAUCUUGAGGGAAUCGUCCUUUUCGAGCAACGCAGACUCUUCCAAUUCAACCCGAAAAGUUUCGAGUUCAAAUUGAAAGAGCAAGUCGCCCAAAACUCAAUCGAUUUCUCUCUACGCGUUCGCUGUGCUGAUCAUUUCUUCGGUGACGGAUGCGAUCUUUUUUGCGAGACGUCAAAAAGUUUCGAUUCUACUGGAAAAUUCAACUAUUCCUGUGGGCCAGAGGGUGAGCGAUUGUGUUCGGCAGGAUGGUCGGGUUUUUUGUGUGAUACGCCAAUGUGCAAUGAGAACUGUUUACACGGUGAAUGCAUUGGUCCAAAUAAAUGUUCGUGUUUUGAUGGAUGGAUGGGGGAAAAGUGUGAGAGAUGUGUUCGGAAAAAUGGCUGCAAAAUGGGCUUCUGCAAUUUGCCUGGCGAGUGUCGAUGUGAAAAUGGAUGGAUUGGGGAUUUGUGCGAGAGGGAACAAUCUAUUUGCGAGACAAAAAAUCCCUGUAUUCAUGGAAGCUGUCAUUCAACGAAAAAUGCCCAUCUUUGCAACUGUACUCAAGGAUUCACUGGUCAAAAUUGUGAUCAAAAGAUCGAAAUCUCGACGAUUUCAAUCGUUCCAAGCAUUCCAAGCAUCCCAAUCGUUCCAAUGUGCACCCCGAAACUAUGCAAAAACGGACGCUGCAUUCAGCACUUUGAUGGGCAAAAGUAUGGCCUCAAAUGUGAAUGCUUAAGCGGAUUUCAUGGAGAGAAAUGCGAGCAAAGCAAUGACGACUUUCAUAAGGCCAAUCAAUCAUCAAUCUUCGAUUCUCAGCUCUCGAACUUUUGGACAAGCUCGCAUUUAACUUUUAUCUUUUUAACAUCAUCAUUCACUUUGGUAAACCUAUGUGGAUGUGUCUGCUGUUGGAGAUUUAUGAAGAAAAUCUCGAAAGGAAAAGCGAACAUUGAGAUGGAUUGUUUUGCGGUCACGACUCACGAUAAAGUUGUCUUGCGUCCAUCCGUGCAAUUCUUCGUCGACGAGCCCUUUCUUCAGCCAAACCCACUAUCAUCAACGCAAUUCCACCGUUUCUCACUCGAUUACCCUCCUUUAAUCGUCACCAGUGCCCCAAUUCCACCACCACGUCCACACGCUCCCCGUUACACCAAUCAGCAACAAUUGAUAGAUAAAAAUGGAUGGAUUUCAAAGGAAAUCAAUGACAGAAGUCCGCCAUGUUACAAUGAACAUUUUGCGUUGGAGAAUGCGAUGAAUGAAUGUCAAGAAAAGAAGAAAACGAUGGUUUUUCUCGGUGAUCCACCAGGUGUCACCGAGGAUGAAGUC
Messenger RNA from Mesorhabditis belari, 1626 nucleotides. The record is from the annotation of a GenBank genome assembly. Lineage: Eukaryota; Metazoa; Nematoda; Chromadorea; Rhabditida; Rhabditidae.